GGCCGUCGUGAGCGCGCGCAGCAGGCUUGACGUCACCGAGGCGUCCUGACUCUGCGCUGAGCCGCUGGAGAGAGAAGAUGGUAAAAUCUGAUACACGUCCACGGCGCGAUUAACGUAAAAUGACCGCUGCUGCAGCCGAUCUCCACCCGCUUCACCGAGGAUCCCCCGCCGGCACCGGCCUGAGCUCCACCCGACACCGAGAGAGAUUGGUGUCUUAACCUGUUGCCUUGGACAGCUGCUAUUGGAAGAGGGAAGUCACUUUUAUCAUGAACCUCCUCGCGACCAUCUCCAGUUGAAGCAGGGUCACCUCCACAUUCUCACACAAUUGUUUCACGUCUCAACCACAGAAUCAGCGAGAUCGUAACAAACGCUCGUGGUCAUAGUUCAGCGUUUAGCCCCGCUCUCCUGUUCAGCUGAAGAUGUACAGCAGCGCCCGCUCUGUCGGCAGAGGGGAUGCCAACCAUAGUGGAGGAAGAGAUGCAGGUGGUACCGGUAAUCAGGGGUCGAGCCGUUCUCCUCGCCUCCCCCGCUCCCCUCGAAUGGGACACCGCCGCACCAACAGCACCGGAGGCAGUGGAGGGGGACCUGGAGGAGCAGGAGGCAAGACUCUCUCCAUGGAGAACAUCCAGUCCCUCAACGCCGCGUACGCCAACUCAGGCCCGAUGUACCUGAGUGACAAUGAGGUUACCAUGACAGGGGAGCACAUUCCAAAAAGUGGUGGGACAAUGACGACCAUGGGGAGACAGAGGGUGACGUAUGGGUCAAGGGGCAACAGCUGUGGAGUAGUGGCUGCCAGCACUCCCAACAUCUCCACCUCAGUGACUGGCAACGCUAUGUUGCCAGCAAGCAUGAUGGCAGGUGACGCUCUAGCUUUUGGGGACCACCACAUGGCCUCCACCGUGCCCCAUUCUCUGAGGCAGGCCAGAGACAACACCAUACUUGACCUGCAGGCACAACUGAAAGAGGUUCUGCGUGAGAAUGAGAUGCUGCGGCGGGACGUUGAAGUCAAGGAGAGCAAGCUCAGUUCCUCUAUGAAUUCUAUCAAGACCUUCUGGAGCCCGGAGCUGAAGAAGGAGCGAGCGCUCAGGAAAGACGAGGUUUCUAAGAUCACCGUCUGGAAGGAACAAUACCGCGUGAUUCAAGAUGAAGCACAGCAUCUCCAGAUGACUGUCCAGGCUCUCCAGGAUGAGCUGAGGAUCCAAAGGGACCUGAACCAGCUGUUUCAACAAGAUCCCUCCAGCCACGGCCGGGACCUGGCCCUGACAUCUGAACCCACAGAGGAGAACUACCGGCGGCUGCAGGCCGAGCACGAGCGGCAGGCCAAAGAGCUCUUCCUCCUAAGAAAGACCCUGGAGGAGAUGGAGCUGAGGAUUGACACACAGAAGCAAACCCUGGGAGCCCGAGACGAAUCCAUCAAGAAGCUUCUGGAGAUGCUGCAGAGCAAAGGUCCGUCUGCCAAGGCAUCAGAGGAGGACCAGGAGCGGACCAGGAGACUGGCUGACGCUGAGAUGCACAGGCAUCACCUCGAGAGUUUACUGGACCAGAGAGAGAGAGAGGUCACGGUGCUAAGAGAGGAGCUGCACCGUCGGUAUGAGGGAACUCCCGAGUCCACCAAAACGAAGGCUCUACAGACUGUCAUCGACAUGAAGGAUGCAAAAAUCAACUCAAUGGAGCGGAACCUGCGGGACAUGGAGGAGGAGAUGCUGAUGCUGAAAUCCAAUGGACUUCUGAGCUGCGAGGAGCGUCAGGAGGAGAUGAAGCAAAUGGAAGUUUACCGCAGCCACACCAAGUUCAUGAAAAACAAGAUGGAGCAGGUGAAGCAGGACCUCUCCAGGAAGGACUCUGAGCUGCUUGGUUUGCAGACCAAGCUUGAGACGCUCACCAACCAGUUCUCAGAUAGCAAGCAGCACAUUGAAGUCCUCAAGGAGUCUCUCACUGCCAAGGAGCAGCGGGCUGCCAUUUUACAGACAGAGGUGGAUGCCUUGCGUCUGCGCCUGGAAGAAAAAGAGACAACUCUGAAUAAGAAGAGCAAGCAGAUACAAGAAAUGUCUGAAGAGAAGGGCACACUCAACGGAGAAAUCCAUGACCUCAAAGACAUGCUGGAGGUUAAGGAGCGCAAAGUGAAUGUGCUGCAGAAGAAGAUUGAGAACCUGCAGGAGCAGCUGAGGGAUAAGGAGAAGCAGAUGAGCAGCCUGAAGGAGAGAGUUAAGUCUUUGCAAGCUGACACUUCCAACACUGACACUGCUCUCACCACGCUGGAGGAGUCUCUCGCAGAAAAGGAACGCAUCAUUGAGCGUCUAAAGGACCAGCGAGACAGAGACGACCGGGAGAAGACAGAGGAGAUUGACUGUAACAAGAAGGAACUGAAGGAGUUGAAGGAGCGACUGAGUUUACUGCAGGGAGACCUGUCAGACAGAGAGACUUCACUGUUGGACCUGAAGGAGCAUGCAUCAUCCCUGGCUUCCUCUGGGCUGAAGAAGGACUCAAAACUCAAGAGCCUGGAGAUCACAAUGGAGCAGAAGAGGGAGGAGUGCCUCAAACUGGAGAACCACCUCAAGAGAGCUCAAAAUGCAACCCUGGAGGCUCAGGCUAACACCGAGGUCGCUGAGCGCAUUAAGAACCUGGAGCAGGAAGUGGCUCGCCACAAAGAGGAUUCUGGGAAGGCACAGGCUGAGGUGGACCGCUUGCUGGAGAUCCUCCGGGAAAUGGAGAAUGAGAAGAAUGACAAAGAUAAAAAGAUCAAUGAGCUGGAGAGUUUGGCCUCCAGGCAGAAGCAGGACCAGACGAAGAAGGUGGCCUCUCUGAAGCACAAGGAGCAGGUGGAGAAAAGCAGGAAUGCUCGACUCAUGGAGGAGGCUAGAAAAAGGGAGGACAACCUGUCUGAGAACUCCCAGCACGUGAAGGACACUCUGCGUCAGAAGUCGGAGCGUAUAGAGGAGCUGGAGGAGGCCCUGAGAGAGAGCGUCCAGAUUACUGCUGAGCGAGAGAUGGUGCUUGCGCAGGAGGAGUCUGCCAGGUCGCUGCAGGAGAGACAGAAGCACUCACUCAAAAUGCAUGAGUCGAACCUCGCCCACAUUAAGUGGUCUAAGAUGGAGGAGCUGCUGGGGGCCAUGGAGAAGGUGAAACAGGAGCUGGAGUCCAUGAGAGCCAAACUGUCCUCCACCCAGCAGUCUCUGUGUGAGAAAGAGGCACACCUCACAACCCUGCGAGCUGAGCGCCGGAAACACCUGGAGGAGGUGCUCGAGAUGAGGCAGGAGGCACUGUUGGCUGCUAUCAGCGAAAAGGACGCUAACAUCGCUCUCCUGGAGUUGUCCUCAUCUAAGAAGAAGAAGACGCAGGACGAGGUGGCCCUGCUGAAGCGGGAGAAGGACAGACUGGUGCAACAGCUCAAACAGCAGACUCAGAACCGGAUGAAGCUGAUGGCAGACAACUAUGAAGAUGACCAUCUGAAGACGGUCCCUGACCACACAAAUCACAAACCCUCUCCAGAUCAGAUGAUACCCCCUCUUCUAGCCCUGUCCAUGAACCGCAGUAAGCUCAAGCUCUACAUCGCCCACCUGACAGACCUCUGCCACGACCGGGACCCCAGCAUCCUCAGCCAGCUCACGCCCCCCUCUCACUACCAUCACAGCGACCCUGACGACUGGGAGGAGGAGCUCCAGAAGAUGAGUGUCCAACAGUUGGAGCACGAGCUGGAGGUGUGUGAGAAGGAGAGCGGGGACCUGCAGGAGUACGCCAACUCUGUCCUCCAGCAGAUCGCAGACUACUGCCCCGACAUCCUGGAGCAGGUUGUCAAUGCUCUGGAGGAGUCGUGCUGACAACUCUGACCUCGGACACAACCCGGCUGACUCGUGGUCUUUGUAAAGCCUGUAGCUGAGCCCAGGUGCCCCUACCUCCACACAAUGAGGCUCCUGGUAGACAGAGAGGAAGAGAUGGGGGGCAUUAUCACAAACCCACUGAGCUCUAACUCUUUGUUCCCUUCGUCCACCCUGGAACAAAAUCCCAUGACCCCUGAGUGCUUCCCUGUCUCAUGUGUCUGUACUGUCAGGCCUGCAAAAAUCAAAUUAGGAGCGUUCACAGUCUUAUCAAAAGGUGGAUAAAUGUGCCACUUUGAGCAAAUAUCAUGUCACCCACUCAUAUUACCCAUUGCAAUCUGAGGUCUGAUCAAUUAAUGAUGACCAUGGCAGAUGGUGGGCUCACAGUGGGAAGACUAACCUAGACAGCCGAACAUAUGUCAGGCGGGCAACAGCGUCAUUCCAGAAGUUAAGCACAUCCCGUUUUCCACUUGUGAACACACCAUAUUUGAUUUUUGCCAGUAGGAUACUUGCAAAAAUAUCAUUGCACACCUGUGAGUCUGGGACAGGUGCGUUGGGAGAGAAAGGAUUUCAGAUGAAAGGAGCAAACUUUCCGCACAAAGUCUUGGAGCACACUGCCAACCUUCCUCUCCCUUGACAGCUCCACUCACUGCAGGAACCGCCAGAUCAAGCACAGUUACCUCACCCACUUCUGUCUCAGUCUUUUACCCCUUGGAUUCCUUUCACAAAGCUUUAAAGUUUAAAAGGGGAUGGAAUUUAUUCCUCAUAUGGGGCAGGGAAGCACUUUGUGUCCUGGGAGAUCUGGGGAGCUGCUACAUCUAGAGGGGAUCAGAGAGGAGCCGAGUUCAGUGUGUAAAAUCGCGGAGCCGUGUAGAUGCUUGUUUUGUAUUUCAGUCUGUGUUCCCCGAGUAUCAGGUUGGAACCCAGUCACUAGUUUAAAAAAACAGCUGCUGGAGGCCGAUCAUCACUUUUUCUAACCAAAUAAACGCAGCUGUUGUCCAAAUGUUUCUUCAGCUCAGAGCUGUGGAUCUGUCCGUGCAGUCAGGAUGAGGUUGCAGGUACAUUUGACUGUCGACGGCGGCUGGGUCUUCUGUGUGAGAGGGGGACCCAGGCCUGACCUUUGACACACAUCAAAGAUCAGAACCUAGUUACACUUUCAGUUUUCAAUGGACGAGAGAGGGGGGGGGGAGAAAAAUAAAGCUUUUAAUGUUGGUGAUGUAUUAAUUUCUUUUUGAUGGGUUUUGCACACAGCGUCCAGUUGUUUAUGAGGUAUGCAAUGUUUCUUUUGAGAACGUUUUAGUGGCCUUGGAGCAUGCACAGAGAUCAGUACUGGACCUAACGCAGGGAGAUUUGUUCCUCUGUAAUAUUGGUGCUAAGGCAUGAUGUAUGGAUUUUAUUUUUUUGUCAUCUGAUCCACUGAUCAGUCUCAUCCAAAGUUCCCAUAGUUUUUACUUAAAGCCCACCUGAUCUUUAGUUUCCCUAAAAGGAAACAAGUGAUGCCCCUUUUGUUCUUGUUUGUCUGAUCACUUCAAAAUGCAAGUGAUGCCUCCUUUUAUUAUUGUGUGUUUUGAAUUCUUCAGGGCUGAGGUUUUUAAUUACUAAGUGCAUCUACAUUUACAAGAAAUGAAAGUCACUUUUCAGCAGAUUUUGACUUUUUAGAUCAGUUUGUAAAUAACGUGAUAUUUAACACGUACAGUGACUGAAUAAAGGUAAUUAAGUGGAAGGUGUUGUGCAUUCUUAAAAAAAAUAAUAAUCAGAAGUUACAAGCAGUGCAGUUUGUCUUGUGUCUAAUUUUGUCACCAGGACAAAAUGUGUGUGUGUGUGUGUGACAGUACUGCCAUAACUUGCGGAAAGUCAUGUUAUAUAGAGAUAUAUAUAUAUAUACAAAAAAUAAUACAUAUAUAUAUAUAAAAAAUGUUUACUGUAUGGAUAUGCAUUGAAUGUUUGCACAGAAUCUUGAAGAGCGAGCUGCUCUGAACAAAACGACGGUCGAGUUCGUGUCGUCCUCAGUGGAAACUUGAGGGAAGAAGUGUCCAAAAAAAAUUGUGUCAAAAAUAAUGUGUGAACUACAAACGUUUUCAAACCGUGACUGUGUGAUGGGAGAGUACGUUUCUUGCAUUUAUUUCUAGUUAUCUUUUUUUUUUUUUUUUAAUAUAUAUAUAUAGAUUCCCACCACAUGCGAUGUAAAUGUAUUAUCCUGAGAUUUACAGUGUUGUUGUCCUAUGUUUUCUUCUGACCUGUUCCAUCAUGAUUGAUGUCAAAGGCAGAUGGAGCCUGAUGGAUUAAAAAGAAAAAAAAAUAAGAGUCUCCAACCAUCUUCUGCUGUUACGUAAUAGGAACAUAAUGUUACAGAACACACGGUAGAACACUGCGUCAGUAUACGUCUAAAAAAAAUAGGUUUUCUAACAAACUCCCUUUUAAGUGGGUGAUAAACUGAUAAAUUUGGGGCGUCUGGAUUUUCAACUACCACUGAAAACAAAGCACAUCUCUGGUUUUGGAGGAUGUUGGUUGGAGGAUUGUUUUUGUACUUCUCGUUUGUAAAACUUCUUGGAGUGAGGGUUUAUUUCUUUCCGCUCCUCACUAACCCUCGUACCGACCACGGCUGGGUUCAGAGAAAGAAGGGCGGCGUUUGUUUCAACUGUUUUCAUUUUCCUCACUAUGGCCUGUGUGUCGCUGCCCUUGCCUUAAUGUCUCGUCACUUCUUUUUCUCGACUCCUUAUUGAGGAACACAGAGCCGGUUAAGGGGCUUCAGUCAAACUCAUGGUAUCUGUUUUCUUUGGCGUUUGGAUAAGAAAUGUACUGCCUUCUGUCUGUUUGUGUUAAGAAUCAAACUGUUAAAAGAAAGCAAAAAACAGACAUGUUUGUGAGUUACUUGGAUUUUGUAUGUAUGUAAAUAAAUAAAUUAUAAGCCUUG
Hippoglossus stenolepis (Pacific halibut) is the source of this 6729-nucleotide messenger RNA. Its product is annotated as ELKS/Rab6-interacting/CAST family member 1. Gene Ontology annotation, cellular component: cytoskeleton of presynaptic active zone. NCBI's taxonomy places the organism in Eukaryota, Metazoa, Chordata, Actinopteri, Pleuronectiformes, Pleuronectidae. Gene Ontology annotation, biological process: maintenance of presynaptic active zone structure; regulation of synaptic plasticity; neuromuscular synaptic transmission. The record is from RefSeq and is a predicted model, not a curated record. Gene Ontology annotation, molecular function: structural constituent of presynaptic active zone. The transcript is spliced from 22 exons. Bases 420 to 3818 code for a protein of 1132 amino acids.